Messenger RNA from Patiria miniata (bat star), 1002 nucleotides. RefSeq names its product aerolysin-like protein. The coding region runs from base 1 to 1002 and encodes 333 amino acids. NCBI's taxonomy places the organism in Eukaryota, Metazoa, Echinodermata, Asteroidea, Valvatida, Asterinidae. The transcript has a single exon. The record is from RefSeq and is a predicted model, not a curated record.
AUGUCUCAUCUCGUAGAGUUCAGUGAUAUCGACACUGAUAUAUUCUGUACCAAUCAGGCCUCCGGUGGCUCCGGUGGCUCCAAAAAAGAAUUCGUGAAGCUGGACAAGGGCGCAGUCAUGACCAAGAUCCAGGCUUGGAAAGAAGGCUGGAGAUUCCAUGGCGUGAAGAUGUGGAUGAGCGACGGCACGGCACAGCUCUUUGGGUCUCAAGACGGGGAUACCAGUUCAUUCUCGCUCUCCAACGGGGAGAUGUUGCGAGAUCUUUAUAUUCAAGCCAGCGGCGAGAAGAGCAGUGGGGGCUAUUACCGCUUGGGUGGCAUCUCCUUCAGAACAACCAAAGGCCGAGAGUGGGGGUUCUUCGCCAAGAAUCUCAAGGAGGACGGCAAGUACUUUUACGACAUGCCUAAUUCUGGGAUCGUCUGCGGGAUGUUCGGGAGAUGCGGCUCCGAUGUGGACUGCCUGGGCUUCGCUAUCCUGAACCCCAUCGAGAAGGCUCGCCUGGUGGACGUCACCUAUCCCAAUCUCGGCAUGGUGCAGGUGGCCAACACUCCGAUAGUUGUGGCCACCAGCGAGUACCGCAAUGGAACCUCUGUAGAGCAGUCUUACACGAUGUCGGAAUCGAGGACCGUGACUACCGAGUGUACCUGGAGCGUGACGACCGGCCUCGAGAUGACCCUGACGGUGAAUGUAUCGGCCGGUGUUCCCAUGGUUGCGGAGGUUGAUACGGGCGCGUCGUGGACCGUGAAUGGCGAAUCACAGCACAGCCGAUCAGAGAUCAUCACUAAGGAACAGAGUUGGUCCUGGCCCGUCGUGUGCCCGCCGCACACAGAGAUUCGCGCCACCGGCUCUAUGUUCCAGGAUAACAUCGACACCGAGUACGAGGGCAAAGUCCACAUCGACUUGAAGAAUGGCCACGACUACGAGUACAACGUGAAAGGCAUCUAUGAGGGCUUGAACGUCCGUCAGAACGAUCUGGAGGUUGUGGAACUGGGACCUGCCUAA